Messenger RNA from Spirometra erinaceieuropaei, 20000 nucleotides. The record is from the annotation of a GenBank genome assembly. NCBI's taxonomy places the organism in Eukaryota, Metazoa, Platyhelminthes, Cestoda, Diphyllobothriidea, Diphyllobothriidae.
AUGGGUACUAUAUGUUGAUGACACGUUUGUCAUUGUUAAAAGUGAUCAACUGGAAAUACUUCACAAUAUUAUAAACUCAACACUUCCUGGAAUCACAUUCACACUCGAGAAGGAGGCUGACAACAAACUCCCGUUUCUUGAUGUCCUCGUACAGAGAAAGCCUGAGGGGACAUUUCAUACUUCGGUUUACCGCAAAGAAACCUACGCGGAAGUCCUUUUGCAUUACGAGAGCAAUCACCCGAUCUCUCACAAACGGAGUGCCGUGAACAGCCUCCUUAACCGAGCAAGAACCCACUGUUCUGACAACGAAACAUAUCAAACAGAACUGAAUUAUUUGUUCAAACUGUUUUCACAGAAUGGGUAUCCUAGAUAUUUUGUACACCGAUGCAUGCGACGACAGGAGUUAAAAGAAAAAGAGAAGGAACCAGAUUGUUCCGAUCAGGCGCCCAAACCUAAAAACUGGCGAACACUUCCAUACAUUAAGAAUGUGUCCGAACUAGUUGAAAAACACCUGAGUAAACACCAGAUACAUGUGGCGCACAAACCGACGACUACACUUCGUAACCAGCUUGUACACCCUAAGGAUAGGGUUGGCUAUUUAGAAAAGAAGGAAGUCGUCUACAAGAUACCAUGCAACACCUGUAAUGCAGUUUACUGUAGUCAAACUGGGAAAUCAGCCUCUAAUCGAUUACAAGAACAUCAGUUGGCCGUAAAAAGGCGCGACCACUUGUCCCGAGUUGCCAUGCAAACGUUGGAAACGGGGCACAAAUUCGCCUGAGACAGGACUCGCAUUGUAGGUGUCUGCUCAUCCAAAAAGGGCCGUGAAUUUUUAGAGGCCAUCCAUUCUGAUAGCGCAUGCAUCAAUCGACACGUAGAAUUGGAUACGGUGUACAACAGCCUCAAGGAAAAGUGGAAAAGGCGUUAGCCAAUCAGAACAUUACACUAGCAGGAGUGACAAGGCAAAAUCGAUUUUUCGGUGUGUUUAAAUGUUAACUGUUUUGCACACUUACUUCACGUUUGAAGACGACUUGGGGAACCAAGAUCGAAAAUUGACAAUAAAACUUGUUUAUCUUUCCCAAAGAGCUUAUUUCUUUCGAAUUAUGAUUCUUGGGAUGCCUGUUUUCAAAUAUAUAUAUAUGUACGUUACCUAAGCUAUACGCAGACAGCUGUUUCACGGUUGUUACCAGUCAUCAGUGCAUCAUAGGCCUUAUGUACAUAUAUGUGCACGCAUAUGCGGUGUAUUGACUUCUGAUAAAUUAGUCCCAGGCGUAUUGGCCUCCUCUGCCAGACCACUUGAAGAGUCGCUUAGCUUUUCGUUGUUUUAAAGGGUCCUAGCUAUAUAUUUGCCCACAGAAAAUGCCUAAGUGCACAUUGAAUUUAACCCACUUAUUCUCUUGUUGUUCAAUAAUCCGACAUCUGUCAGCGUUUGCAGUCAUUUUACAAAUUGGAAUAAUUUUAAUUAUAUGUCGCUCUGUGCAACCCCAUUUUAUCUGUCUUUACUUAGUUCCCACCAGCGUCAGAAACGUGGUGGCCUCCGUCCUCUCGGAGGAAUCGUUUUCUGUGAAGUGGGAUCCUCCGGCAAACUACAACGGUCCUGCCGGUCCAACAAAAUUACACAUUUGGACGCCAAACGGAAUGGAAAAGGAGGAAAAUGUAACGCAUUCUUCCUCCUCCUCCUCCUCCAAAACCUUCGAGGGACUUAAGUCCAGUGUGCCGUACUACGUGUCACUGAUGGCAAGCACAGCGGAAGAAGAAGGCACGUGCAGAGGCCAAGAUGGCGAAUCACUUCUUGCUGGACUGGUCUAUCUGGAAUCGAAAGGUAGGCAGAAGGGGACAUCAUUUUAACCACAUCGCCUCUUGGAUGCUCAUCUGCCACCGCCUCCACGCCCGCCUCUAGCCAUCUCGAUAAUGUUUUGGCACUCAGACAUGUGAGAAGAAUGGGUGAAGUAGGUGCAAUGCAAGUCACUGUCCUAUUUGGUUGUGGCAGAUCAACUGAUACAUUCGCCAUUGAAAGGAAAACAGGCAUGUACAGUAAAAUUUAUUGGGGCCAAUAGACUUCGUGACGGCUAAUCAACUGCAGCCCGUCUCUACAUAACAUAGGUAAUGAAUGAAAGCGCACAGCAGUAGGAAUUUGCACAGAAUGUCAGUGCGUAAGUGCAAGGUCAAGGUUCAAGGCAGUGAAUAGUCAGAAGAAAGACGUUCCCAUAAGUAUCAUAUAGGAAAGAGGGAGACGGAAUGUUACUAACAAAUCACAGUCAGGAGUACCUUGAGGCGUGAAGGUUACCAGGGCGAUUGCAGAUUGAUCAUGUGGUCCAACUGCUUGCAUAGGUCUGGUUUCUCCCUCCGUAUGUAAGCUGCUUCCGGGUAACGCAAGGUUCGAGUUGUAUGCGCUCGGACAAGUACUCGAAAAGCCGUCUUAGGGUCGACAACAUGACCGCUAUCUAACAGAUGUUUCGUUAUAGACGAACGGGGGGUUUUGUUUUCCUGUUUGAAGAGCCAAUUAGGCAAAUGCUCAGCGGCCCUGGUUCCCAAUUGCCUUUGCGUUCGCCCAAUGUACUUGCAUCCGCAAGUGCAUGUGCUUGUUCUUUCUAGGGUGCAACGCAAGCGUCGCUUGAUUGUGUUUGAGACGUUGUCCCCCCCUUAAAAGGUAAACAUCGGGCUUCUUCUGAACGGACUGCAAAUGGCCGCAAAUGGUUGCUGUACUUCUGAAUGAAGCGUGCAGGAUAGUCAAGCUUGCAAACCGCGCCAUUACAAGACGCUCAUCUGAUGAAAAGGGCCUCCCGUAUGAUGAACUCGGUUGCUCAGCAACUGUGGUCACUUGUAUCAAUAGUGUGCUCUUGGGCAGUAUUUGCCUCUUCCUACUUAAUGCAUCAUUCAAAGUUCUCAAACUCUUUACUGUUGGAGGCUAUGAGUUGUAAUCAAACGUCCAGGGGCUACCUCUGAUAGCCUUUGGGGGGUCGAAAUCCGUCCCACUUGCCACACAGCGAUUACUUGGACCCUGCAGUCGACAAGUGCCGCCUGGACUGUCGUAAGCGACGGCGUCCAUCAGGUACUGCAUGCAGUAGACGGAGCGACGGAGGUUUACGCAACAUCUAUCGCACCCUCGCCUCCAUCACCCACUUGGCUCUGAUGAUGAGAGCAAGCAAUGUGCCAGGUUUUCGUGAAAUUGGGCGACUCGGAUCCCACGAGCGUGUGAGUGUCGUGGAGGCCGCAUAAAAUAGGAGGGCCGUAUCACAGUGGCCCCCAGUCCUAAGAGGGACCGAGUUAUCCCCCCCCCCCGCCCCCAGCGAGUAAUGAUAAUGUCGCUUUUGAUAGAGAGCCGGCGUGUCACUUCGGGGUUGGUCAUCGCAGAAGCAUGGGGGACAUUCCUCCUAGAGCGCAACAGCCCUGCUGUGGUGGGCGGGUCAUUUCUUUUCCACGUUGUGUCGGCAAGACGGGGUCUUUAUUGCCGCAGGGACUCUAGGCGAAUGUUUGACCGACUUCGAUCUGCACACGUCUACUCCUCCUCCUCCUCCUCUUCCUCCUCCUCCUCCUCCUCCUCCUCCUCCUCCCCCUCCUCCUCUACGAAGCGAUUUGCUUGUAGAGGUCCGAUACCCUCGCGGUUGAGCUGCCAAGUUCAUAAGCGACAAGGGCGGCUGUACUCCUGUUUGGCCGAUCGUCGAUGCGGUAUUCUAACAUGCCACAUGUAGCCCAAGCAUCCUUGCUCAGUUUAAUUAAGGUAUGGGCAUGCAGUCUCUUGAUCGAAUUCUCUUAACUUAUUAUCUAUCUAGCGGAUAGGCGGUGAGUCUUUAAAUACUUUAUCUUAACUGUUCCCAUUUUAUCCGAAACCUUUUGCGAUCCGGGGCGAGGGGUAGAAUGAUUUUGAUUUAUCCGGGCCGCCUCUGUACUACAACAUUAUUGCCUCCAAAUCCAGCGUCGCCUCGGUUACCCGCUAUUUCAGUACUUGAAGAGAGGACGCCACUUUGUCAGUCGUCACUAAUGCGUGUCCGUUGGAAAUGUUAGCUGUGUACGAAUCGAAUUAUAAUAUUAAAGAGCUUUGUGGCGUGAUCUUCACGCUCCUCCAAGUUCCUGCUGCCGCAAUCGCAAGAGAAGCGGUAACAGCAGUCGUUAUUUGGACACUUUUCAGAAUACCUAUCCGCUUCCUAAGGGACUUGUUUUUGAUGAUAGAGCGAAUUCCCACGUCAAAUCCCUCCUCCUUUUACAGAUGGCUACUUUGAAGCAUGUGCAUUUAACUUCAUCUUAAUUAAAUGUACAGUUUUUAAGCCUGUACGUGAUUCAGCGAACACGACCCUGAUAGAUACAGUACUUGACGUAACAUAUGAAAGGUAUCGAAAUUUACGAAUAAUUACUAAUCACUUGCAAGCCCACACAAAUGCAUGGACCCAAUAUCUAUAUUGAUAAAGAACAACCCUAAGGGAAUUGAAAACAUAAGAGAAAUAUUAAAGGUAAUGUCACAUUGUCUGGAAAAACCGAUUUUUUCAGAAAGGCAGAAAAUUUCAGAAAUGUCAAAAAUGGUCAUAAUUUAGCGAACUUCGGUUUGCGGUGUUCAGAAAGCAUGUUCACGCAGAAAACGGAGAAAAUAUGACAGCGAAACAUAAAAUAAUGUUUAAGAAUAGUCUUUUAAUAAGGUUUGCAACUAAAUAUCCUAUAGGAAUUAGUGUAGUGUCAGGUGUGGUGGCUGUCUAACGGCUUACAUUCUGAUCACAGAUUGCAAAAUGGUUUUCUGCGAAUUCGUUGUGUUUUCUACGCUUUUGUAUUGGUUAAGAUGCGGUUUAAGAAGACAAACAUGAUUUUGCUUGAUUUCCCGACAAGGACAUCAUAGAAAUAAAAGUUUCAUAAGAUCACACUUUGCCAGGCCGGUCGAGUACGCAAUCAAACUCUAAGACAGGUAUUAGCAAGGGAAAUUGCCCGAAUAUAUCACAAUGUCUACUUUCGUCCAGAUCUAUUUUCUUGCCUGAUAUAAUUGCGUUGACACGUUUUCUGCACAAAAUGAUUUUUUAUCGAAAUAGGUUGACGAUUGAGCAAACUACGGAAUGUUAAAGGAGUCCGGCAAUUCUCACAUCGGACUUUACCAUCAAGUUUUACGAGAUAGGUCACGAACUGCACCUUCAACAGUCGAGGACUUCAGCACUGCACGGACAAAUAGUUGAUUCUUGCGUCAUUUUAAAAAGUGUUUGUGUUCAUUGCAAAUGUUUUAUGCGACUUAUCUAUCCAGGGAAAAAAUUGUGAAACUUCGUAAAGCAUCCGAUUUUAUGGAGAAACCUUCCAAAAUAAACCGCUAUAUCCCGUAAUGCGUUUCAAAACUAGGUGUGAAAGAGGUGGCGAACAUUGUUUUAAUCGAGUCGCUGAACUUGAGACACAGCAACUUGUGUUGUCGCCAAAGCGUGCUAAGACGUUUCGCAAAUACUUGCUUGACAACGCCGUAAUCCCAUGGAGCACUGAAUAUUUCCAGUCGUCCACGGAUGCAUUCCGUUCAGGUUACCAGUUAUCUUAUUGGCUAGUAUUUAGGACGCAGAUGUCUGUAAUUGACUAUCCUACUCUCUCGUUCGUUGAUUGCUUCAGAUCAUCCUAUCCCGCCCCCGGAUGUUAGGCUGACAGUUUUGGCUGCGACUGCCCUCAGAGCAGAGUGGACUCAGAAAGAAUCUGUCGACCCCGAAAUCCUUGCCUACACCUACAAACUCACAGUAAACUCAUCCGGAAGUUUGGCUCAGAUUGGCUACUUGCCAGCAACAGCUCGAAGUCUCGUUUUGAACAACCUAGCACCAGUCACUAAGUACAACCUGGAGAUCUCCGCCAACGGCAUCUAUACGCACGGCAUCGCUCAUGAGUCAGCUACAACUGCUCCAGGCGGUAAGCUACCUCUUUUCUCAACCGCUGUCCUUUAUGAUGUUUAUUUGAAAAAAAUAUGUAACCUCUCGAACCAGUCCUAGAGCGAAGGGUUGGAUAAUGCACCUAGAGAAGCAAGAGCAAGGGAAUGCGCUUUAUUUUGAAAGUUUCGUUCAAAAUAUUCAGCAAAAAAGGCCCCAGAUCAGAAGGCAUUAACAAAUUACACAAGAGUCAAAAGAUUUGCAUUAAAGGAUGAACAUAUAUUACGGGGGGACAGUUUAGGUCUCAGUCUCUGUAUUUCUGUUUCUUUAAACGUAAGUUGUCGUGCCAGAAAUGACCAUACGGAACGCUGGCAUGCCGAUGUCCGGCAAGAGAUAUGUCGACCACCUCCGUGUAUGGGGCGGAAAGACCUUGCAGCAAUUACAUCCGAGUGGAGAGGAUGGGCAUCGUCUAGAAUUCGAUCAGCAAAUUGCCUGACCGUUGUGAUGUAUCGUUGUACUAUCAUAUCAACUAAAACGACCUAAGAAACACCGGCAUCAGAGGGGAACAAUUGGAGGACACGUUUCAAAAUUAGCAUAUCGUUUUUAAGCAACUCAGAAAAAAUAACCGGAGAAUAAUAAAGAAUGAGAGGGAGAAUACGCCCAUUUGGGAAUCGCCAGAUUAGGGGUUGAAGUGUUUGGUAGGAAUAUAAACGACGAAUUUAAUAAAGACGUUUCCACAAUUUAGUGAAAAUGGUCUCAAUAUGGAGGAAAAAAUGAAAGAUUUGAUGACAAGGUAACAUCAAGGUACCGGACAGAAAAGGCCUCGCUGGGACUAAUAUCUAAGGAUUCAGAACUGGGAGAGGGUCGCAGUCGGGAAACACACUGGACUGGUUUCUGAUUAUUUAUUAGAAGACCAUUUUUCAGCAACCCUGCUGAGACAUGGUUCAGGCCAUUGUUCAGAAAUUGAAAAUGUGACUGAUUUUCAAGAGGAUGACCAACAACCAUAUCGUCAGCAUACUUAACACAGGAGACAGUCAUUUGACGAUCUCAAGUCAUCUUCAAGCCAAGAGGAACUCCGUAGCGAACUUUUCUUAUCUGUGAAUGUUUUCGUCUAACUGGUAGACUUUGAGAGUCAUUCUUCUACUUUGAGGUAUGGAAACUUACUCAUUACUUUACAACGACUCAAUGUAUUUUAUAAUUGAUACUAAACUCUUCGGUCACAGACAACAGUGACUCCCACUGUCCGGGAGAGGACAGAAUGAUGACCUGUGUAGGAAAGUACAAUAGGUGGGCUUACUCAUAAAAUGUUAACCGAAAUUCUGAAAUGCGUUUUCGUUUCGAAAAGAUUAAUUAAGUAGUGUUGUAGAACUAGUCAGCCUGCAACACAAUAAUUCAGUUACGCCAGGAUGUCGACUUUCAAAUGAACUUCCCUCCGGCUGCAUGCAAAAACUACCCUCUGUAAAAAAUGACUACUUAAGCAGCAUGCAGUUUUCUCAUUGAUUUUCUAUGCUUCUAAAAGUCUAAUUAAAUUUCAUGGAAAACUUGCAUGAAAACAUUUAUUCUUUGCUCAUUCGGUAAAAACUUGCGUCGUAUUUCAAUUUUAUACUCGAACGAAGGGUAUUAUUAAGUUUUAAAAAAGUUUCUAAUUGUGAAACUUUUUAAUGCCGUGAAAUGGCCGUUCAUAAAACGUCAUGUCUCUGCAUUAACCAAUGUGGCUUUUAAAGUUAACAAUAUGGAUCAAAUCCAAUGCUAAAUUUUAUGAACCCCUUAUAGUCUACUAUUAACACCGUAGAGAAAUGUGUGGUUUACCAUACGCGGAAAACACAUGGCUUGCAGUUUUGAAACUCUGGAUGCAAGUGUGACGGCAGAGUGGGUUCAAAAUGAUUCGGCUUAGUUCCCAAUUAAAUGGGAGCGCCAUUGCAGCCUGGCCCUCGUUAGUUGGCUGCCUUCCAAACCACGGCGUUUAGCGCACCCUGUAGGUUUCCUUCUCCACUAGAAAACCCCUCGAGAAAAGUGCCGCCCAUCCUGUUCCUAUCGCUUGACUAUAAUGCGCGUGUACUUGGUGUUCAAUUAUCGGCAGGAUGGUAUUGCCGACAAAGAAAAGGGGGACUGGAAUGGCCAUUUCUGGCUUAUUAGCCGUCGUCAGCCAGCCAUACUCAAGCCCGAAGUGUGGAACACCCGAGCCUCGAACUCGCGACCUGUUAGUUUAGAAGUCCACGUCUCUACCCACUGGGCCACGAGUCCGUUGCCCUGUCGUCAGUUUCGAUCGGACAUUCCGUGCUGCACUUUGCGACUGCUUUGCGGAGUUUCCUUGGAAACGAACCAAGGGAGGGGCACUUUUUGCCUUGCAAUCGGUAUGGCUGAAGUUGAGAAUUUGAGCGACCGUGCAUAGUUCGCAAAGAAGAGUCUGGGUCGCAGACUUUAACCCGCUCAGACGCAAUCAGCCUCUGCACAUCAAUCUAGCAACUGCCAUUGUGCGUCUAGCAUACUUUAAAGCUGCAUCGACCUUUUUUUCCAGCAGACUACGUGCCAACGGUUCCAUCAAUUCAGCUACUUCGAUUAACUACUGAAGACGUCUUUUAUCGAUUACUGCCGCCUCCUUGUCUUCACGACACUUGAAAAAUGUGACCUCAGGGGCCAGCAUGUUCUUUCACCCGAGCAACCUUGCAGUUCAAAUGUCAUAAGGCCGUUAUCCAUUAUGGUGGGCUCACUUUUAUCCUUAAAUCUAUCCCCUACCUCGUCUACAGUGCCUGGCAGCGUUCAAAAUCUCACCGUCGAAAAGAAGUCAGAUUCUUCGAUAGAGGCCAAGUGGGAGGAGCCUUUAAAAGCACCCGGCACUGUCUCCAGCUACCGGUGCGUACUUUACUCUGGCAGUCUUCCAGCAGAGUGGCAAACUGUCAGGACAACCUCAGUCACCUUCAAAGAACUGGAUAAGAGCAACAGCUACCGUGUGGGCGUCUCGGCCAUCAUUGACCCGAUCAACCAGAACAUUGGCGGUGGAAUGGGUCCGGAGAGUAUGAGCGAUUUCGUACACUUGUCUGGAGAAGAAGCAGGUGCGUCCAACUAGUAUUUUAUUAAUUUAUGUCUCCUUUUUGUCUUUUGCCAGUCAAAAGUUCCGGCUUUAUGGAUCUCUUUAACAUCUAAAACAACAGGAAGUUUACUUACGACAGCAUCGAAAACUGCCCCACUUGAGGAAUCGUCUUUCCGAAAUAAUUGGGAAUUAUGGGGGGUGCGCGCGCUCGCUUUCUAGUUUUAUUCGACGCUGAUGCUACUGUUCACUGGAUUGGGCAUUAACUAGGCCCUGAACAGUAGUUAUUUCAGUAGCCGCAACCAACUAGAAGGCCGGGAGCACCGGAGUUCCAAAUUUCUUUAAGUCCGAUCUUCAAUACUACUUGCACCUUAGGUUGCCUACCAGCUAGUCCAUCCUUUUCACAAUUCAGGACUCAGUUAAUGUCUGAGUCUCCUUAUUCGCCCUUCAUUUAUCCAUGGGCACUUCCAUACUCCAAGGUGAGGACCUGACUGUUUUAACUCCAUUUAAUAGCCUGUAUUCUUUGUUUAUGUAUCUGUGUAAGUGUCGACGUACCGACGGUGACAGCAGUUCACAAGCCCUUGAUGGAGAAUGUACAUUUGUGCUAUUUCUUGAACUCGGCAGUGAUGUCCCAUUGGCCUUUUCUUUAGACCAUAGUGUUCUCGAAGGUUUUUCUGCCUAAAAUUAACUGAAUUUGUUAAAAGUGAGGGCUAUCACCCUCUUCUUCAGGACAUCAGGCGGUUUGCAUAGCGCCAGGAAGGAGACGGUUUACUCUUCUAGAGGGAUGUUCACUGAUCGCGUUCUGCCUCGGGGCUCGAUCUGGGACCCUUCAGGCAGCCCCACCGCGGCUAGUAGUGUUAGCAGAAUGACGUUGUAGGCGAAGACAAGGGGUACUGGAGUGACCAUUUCCGGCUCAUUAGCCGUCCUCAGCCAGUCAUGCUCAUCCUCGGGUCUUCUGCGCGACCCGUGAGACUCGAACCCUCAACUUGUUGGUUAGAAGUCCAAAGUCCCUAUCCACUGAGCCACGGGCUUGAUGUCCUGUCGAUUGCGAUCGGGCGAUUGCUGGUCACCUACCCCUCCGGCAUCUGCCGUUCAGUCCUCAACCUGUGUGGUGUUACAGAGCAGUCACUCGCCGGGUUCAUGUCAGCGAGGUGACGAAUAGCUGAGGUGAGGAUCUGAAUGUAACAUAGUUGACUGAAGGACAGAGAAAAAACAAUUUGAGUUAAUUGACUGCGCAAGUUCCCAGCAGACACCUGUAUUUCGAUCGAAAACCGAAAAUGAGCUUGACAUCGAGAUGCCGGAAGUACAGCCAUGGGCAGUCAUCCUCCCGGGCGGCAGGCUACUACAACGAGAUUCGUGACCUCAAACUUGUUCACCUCCGGUGCACUUUGGCCAAUCGAGCAGCGCCGAAUUUCUUUCGGAAUUACUAGACCUCGCCAAUUACAUGGCAAUGUUCCUACUUGCAGUGCUAAUUAAAUUAAUUAGAAAUCCACAGGCCAUAAAUUGGCAGCCAGAACUUGGGUUCUACCAGAUCGAUGACUUGCUUACUAAUUGACUGAAUCUGCCUACGGACAUGUUAUCUCAUAUUCGACAAUUAGGGUGGAUAAAAUGUAAAUGGUCCUUGCUUUCUGGACCAGAGCUCCGGAACAAAACGAAAGCUAGUCCAUAGUGAUCUGAAGGGCGGGGUACUUGUCCAAACAAUGAUAUGAACAGCCAACAGACGCUUCGAACGGUAGUCAGGAUAGUACUUGUGCCAGUGCAGAUUAAGAUAAACGAAAGGCAGUGGGAGUUAUUGUUGCUUUUUUAUUUUCUCAGAAAUUAACUGCAACCUUGGAGUAUAUUCUAGGGUCUAUAGGAGCAAACGGAAAUUUUAUGCAUGAAUAUCUGGGCUCUAAGUCCAUAAGCCACAGUGGAUAAUCGCGUAAUAUAAGUUAAUUGGCGACAGGCAGCUAGUAGUAUAUUUUAGAGUAGGAAGAUACCAUACUAGCAACACAGUUACUAGCUAAAAGCCCAUACGCGCGUGUUUCGCCGAUAUUCUACCCCUGCAUGGCACAGCUGCGAGGGGUUCGGCUCAUCAAUGGGUCCUCCAGCAUUCCCAACGCUUUUUUUCGAAAAUGAGGUAUUCAACCUUCCUUGGCUUCUCGAGUUUGGCAAAACACCGAAUCUGAAGCUGAAAGUAAAACGUGAGUCUCGAUAAGAACGCCCGGAAAGGGAAUGCGUAACAACAAAAGUAGGCCAGUAGAACGCUUAGUAAGGAAGAGGACGAAAAUAGCACGACUGAACUGCUCGACUCCCCGUCCUCGAGUUCAGACCAACCAAUCGUGUUAAUUAACCUAAAAUGUGCUGUUGGUUGUGCCACUGCUAUUUAAAUCGGACUGUACCCCCCAAUAAAUGUUGAAAGCGUACCUUAUUCAUACCGAGUUCCAGCCUUCGAAAAGUCCACUUCGCAUGGAGUUCGAAAGCGUCCGCCUGCUCGUUUCCAUAUCGGACUCCACCAACCAAUCACAGCGCGCGCAAUUCCUGCACAAGUACAUGUCGGACCUCUACGACGAAUCAUAUGCUGGCCUUGAAUGAUUUGCAUGUCUAAUUAAGAUCCUCAUUUCGCUGCUAUCAGAGCCAGCUAAGUAGAAGGCGGUAGUUGCAUUCAACCUGCCGCCAUUUCUUCUAAAAUGGGUCCAUAAUCCUUUGAAGGUUUUCGGUACUUCCUUUCUUCGGUUUUUAUUAUUUCGAAGAGGACUACUGACCCCCCCCCUUUUUCGUGCAUCAAACUUGCAGCCCCUGAGCUGGGCCCUCCAGUGGACCUCAAUGCCACAGCCGAUGGCCCCUUUGUUAUCGCACUCUCGUGGAAGCCUCCAGCUCCGGCGAAUGUUCCUGUGUACUUCUACAAGAUCACCAUCACUGAGGAUGGCGGUUUGAGCCGAACAGAAGUGGCCUCGGGAAGUUCCACUUUCCGCCUUCUGGUGGGACUGAAGCCAAACACGGGGUACAACAUUGUGAUGAAGUCGAUUGGUCUGCAAACUGAAAGUCCAGACACGCAACCUGUCAGUGCCAAAACGACCGUGGGCGGUAAGCUGCAGGAUAUGUCUGCGUUUCCUGUCUUCUACUUUCGCCUCCUUCUUCCUCUUCAUUUCAAAACAUCUAUCGAACUGCCCUUCUCCGCCUCCCCCUCUCUAUCCUUCUCUAUCUACUCCUCUAUUAUUGUCUACAUACCUAACUUACUUUUCUGCAUUGAACUGCACCCAUCCUCCUUGGUUUAACCGCCCCUUGUCGUCUUGUUCUUUCUUCUUAUUUUAAUUUCCUCAGAAAUUAACUACGAACAUGGAAUAGGUCACUGUAUUCGGGGUCUAUAGGCUCAGACCGAUAAUUUUAUGUAUGAAUAUUUUGGCCAAAGUCCAUCAACCACAGCGGGUAACCGCGUAAUAUUCACUAACUGCCGACAGGCAGCUAGUAGUAUACUUUAGGGUAAGGUGAUACCAUACUAACAGCACAGUACUAGCUAAAAGCCCAUACACGCGUGUUUCGGCGAUAUUCUGUCGUUGCAUAGCGCAGCUGCGAGGGGUUGAGCUCGUCAACGGAUCCGCCAGCAUUCCCCGUCUGUUUUCUGGUAGAUACUCCAAUUUAGAAAUCGUAGCCUUUUAAUUUAUUCAGAAAUUAACUACCACAUUGGAGUAGAUCAGUUUAUUCAAGCUCUAUAGGCGAGAAUCUUAUGUACUAAUUUUUGGACCGAAGUCCAUCAGCCACGUCUGUUAACCGCGUAAUAUUCACUAGCUGCCGACAGGCAGCUAGUAAUGUACUUUAGGGUAAGGGGAUUCCAUACCUUUGAACUCCGGUCGGUUCCACCGAAAAAAAAAACAGUUAAGUCUGCAAACCGAGACUCAGGUCACGGGCUUUCUCGUUUUGGUUUUCUCCUUCCUCUUCUUCCUCUCCAUCUAUGGUCACUAUUCACAUAUUUACGCCCUACUCCCUCGUUGCUGCUCUCCAUCUUUCACCUUCCAUAAAUUCUUUCCUUUCCUGCCCAUUCUUGUCAUCCGUGCCUCUCCCUUCGCCCGUUUUGCUCCUUCAUCAGACUCCUCAUCAUCGUCAUCAGACGCCUCCACCGCCUGACUCCGUUCUGCACCUCAGAUUCUGUGGUAUCUUGCCCUCGUCCAACUUCACCUCUCUUCACGCGACCGUUCUUACACCUCCUUCACUACUCUUCUCCUACGCGCCCCUCUCCCCACACUUCUCCUCCCCCCUCCCUGCCUCACUCGGUUUUCCUUUUCCCCCUCUGCUCCCAUCUUCACUAAAGUGCUUUUCUAGCCAUGUUUGUCGGCUUUGUUGCCUUCCUUCUACGCAUCCACUGUCCCCCCCUUGAAUCGCAUGUGCUCUCGUUCCAUCCAUGCUCAUGUCAUUCCUCUUUUGGCUCUUUUGUCCAUUCCCCUUUUAUCUCUUUUCCCUCCCUCCUUCUCCUCACUCCUCAUUUACAGUGAGUGUCCGAUCUCAUGAAAUGUUGACCAAAAUUCUGAAAUGCGUUUUCGAUUAGGAAGGAUUACUUAGGUGGGGUUGUAAUAUUGAUUGUCCGACGACAUAAUCCUAGGGUAUUUCGGAUUUGGCAAGAUGUCAGCUUUUGAAUGCACUUCUUUUCAAUCUCCUGUACAAACGAUACUCGGUAAAAAAUGAAUACUUAAGUAGCAUGCAUUUUUCACACUGAUUUUCGAUGGUCCAACAAAUCCAAAUAUAUGUUGUAAAAAACAUAAACAAAGACAUUCUUUCUUUCACUCGUUUGACAGAUAAUCACGUCAACUUCAUAUUUUACUCUCAAAGAAAGAGUACAAUUAGAUUUUAAAACACUUUUCUAAUUCGCGAAUAAUUUGGAGCCCGAUCUGCCCGCGCCUAACGAUUUCAGUCUUCAAGGUGCAUGCGUUCCGCGUAAGGAAAGUCAUGCAUUUUCCUAUACCUUUAAAAGAUGUCAUACUGAGUCCAUAGAAUUUUGCAGUGAAUGCAGACUAUGUUAUACAUUUCAUGAGAAGCAAUGCUAAACGGACAGGUACGAUGCUUUAUGCAUGAAAAUUGCACGGUCUUAAAAAAUCUCAUAAUUUGAAACUUUUUAAAACCUAAUUGUACUAUUUUUUCGAGUGUGUAAAACAUGAAGUUGACGUGAUUCUCUAUCAAACGAGUGAAAAAAAAGAAUAUCAUUGUUCAUGUUUUUAUAAAAUAUAUUUUGACUUGUAGGAUCAUCGGAAAUCAGUGUGAAAAACGCAUGCUGCCUAAAUAGUCAUUUUUACGGAGUACGGUUUCUACGGGAGAUUGAAAAUAAGUGCAUUCAAAAGCCGACAUCUUGCCAAAUCCGAAACACCAUAGGAUUAUGCCGCGGGAUAAUCAAAAUUACAACCCCACCUAAGUAAUCCUUCCUAAUCGAAAACGCAUUUCAGAAUUUUGGUCAACAUUUCAUGAGAUCGGUCACUCACUGUAUGUCUUCUCCCUCAUUUUUCCUUUCUUCCGUUUCUGCACCGCGUCCGGUGUCAUCGCGUUUGUCGCCUCUCAGUGUUUUUCGGACACGAAGUCAAGUCUCGGGAACAUGAAUUAUAGAGGUAGACCCGAACUUUCAAUGAAAAAUUGAGUCGAAGACGUAGUACUACUUGCUUGUCGAGUGAACAUUACGUGGUUAUUCUACAGUAGUUUAUUUUCUUCGACUCAAUUUUUUAUUGAAAGUUCAGGUCUGACCCUAUAAAAUCAUGUCUCGGGGACAUAAUUCAACUUCCUGCAAUAAGGAAUUUCAGAAAUUAUUCGCACAAGAGAGUUCGGGGGUUUCCGAGUUUGACUGUAGACGGUAGGGCUUGGUGUUUUAUUCACAUAUCUCCUAUUACAUCGCCGUCCAAUUGUGUUGUUAUUAACAUCAGGGAAGUUAAGUGUCAGUUUACGGACCCGUCGCAUUACUUGCGGUCCACUAUUCUCCGAAUAUUCGUUGUCCACCCUAUAACAGCGGACUGCAAGAAGACAUUUUUAAAAAAUAUCCAAACAGGUGCUUUAUUGAUUUGCCUAGUUUCUUACCGGGGGGGUUUCUUGGAAAGAAAUUUUACUCAGUGAGCAACGGUCAAAAUAGCACCUAGUUUAAAAUAUGUAUUGACCAUAUGAGCGUAUUGUUGACCUAUUUAAUUUUAUCUCAUAUUUUUUAACUGAAAAGUCACUUUUCAUCGGCCAAUGUUACUUGUGUACGACUCCGAAUAUUUCUGACCUCAGUCGUCACGAUUUUUCAGUCAGCACAAAAUUGCACACUUUUUCCGAUCAAUUUUGUUCAAUCUUUUUGCUUGUCGAGGUUGAGAAACAACAGUCAGUCAUUUGAGUUCAUCAUCGGAAAUAAGUAGCGGUCAAUAAGAAAGGCAGGUUCUGUUACAAAACAACCAGUCGACUUCCCUAUUCGCCACUGCGCGCGGAUUUACCAUGCAAACACGUGUUUCGGCGACGAGGCUCAUCAGUGGGUCACCAGGCAUUCAAUUUCCAAUGUCUAACUUUGUCCAGUGAUAACCAUUUCUUCCUUAAAGUUGGUAAAUGGCCCUUCUGGAAUGUGUCCCACCUCACUACCUCCUUUACAUGCUUGUCUUUUUCUGCUGCACAAAAUCUCGCAGUCAUCAAUAUUACUUAAUUGAGGCCUAUGCCUGUUAAAUGCAUGUUUCGUGUUUUUGUUACUCCAACGUCCACAGUGCCCUCCGCUCCCCUGAGAGUUACAGCGAAAGUGGUUAAUUCCACUGAGGCUCAAGUUUCUUGGAGAGAGCCUGCUUCAACGGGGUCCGGCGUGACCGGAUACAAUGUCACCGUGCGACGGGGUGGAACGGAACUCGACUACCAGGAGGUAGACAACUCGACCACCUGCGUCUUCUCCGCCCUGCCCGAGUUCGCCGAGCUCGUCUUUGUUGUCGCUGCGAAAUCGGACAUCGGAAUCGGAGAGUCUGCUCUCAGCAACCCCAUCUACACUCAAGCAAAAGGUAAGUAGUCGGUGAGGCCGAGCGGACGAAUCCUGCUCCUCCUCCACCUCGUCAUGUGGAUCAUCAACAGUACCAUAAACCUCAUCGUUGACGGGCGUUACAAAGACUUUAGUGAUUUAAACGUGUUUUCUGGUUAAGUUUGUAAAUACAGUCUGCGACGUCCACAGUAAUCCUGAGAAAUCAAUACCGGACCGGCGACUAUUCCUCCAACUUUGUGGCAAAACUCAAGCUGCCGAUCAAACUAUGUCAUCAGGUGAGCGCUUUAAACGAUCACUCAGGCCCACUCGCGAUCUCGACAAAGGAAAGUUUGGGACAUGCAAUGCAUCGCGGAUAUUGUGAGGUCCUCUUUGACCUUAUUUCAGUCUGAUACAUGCGGUUAGAAUCAGUUCUUUUGUGCACGUGCAGGUGGGUCGACCUUACACAAGCCUGGUGCAUGUUACGGAAAUCGGGUCGUGUGGGGAACGCGUAGAUGGACUCUAAGCAUGUUUUCUUGUUAAGUUUGUGAAUAAAGUCUGCGGCGUCCACUGCAAUCCGGAGAAAUCAAUACCGGACCCGGGACUGUUCUUCCAACUUGGUGGCGAAACAUAAAUUGCCGAUCAAACUGUGUCAUCAGGUGAGCCCUUUAAACGACCACUCAGAUCCACUCGGGAUCUCAAGGGCUGAAGCAGCGCUCUGCUUAAGUGCAAAGCGAGCUGGUCCUUUCGUCUGCAAUUAGUAGUCCUUCCUAUCGAAGGUCAUUUCCGGUUCAUGCGCACGCAUGGUUGGGAUACCGGGCUGGAGUACAUUUUCGGCCGUUGGGUAGGUGGUGGUUCAUCAGCGCUCGAUUUCUUUUCGAGAAAUCAUUGGAUCAGUGUGCGCCAAUUGCUGUACGAAUAAAUGAAGUGAGGCUUACACUGAGGAAUCCAACCCUGCGCCCUCCUCACUGUACUAAAUCCGGCGUUCUUACAUCCCUUACGGCGCUUUCGGAGGAUUGCCAAUUGACGGGAUAACUUCGUCCUCUUAAGAGUAUUUUCGAGUGAAUGAAGGAUCGGGAGUCAGGCUGCAAUGGCUACUUCUUAGUGUAGCAUGAGGUCCUCGUUGACCUUAUUGUAGCCUCGCACAUGCAGUGAGAACCAUUUUUUUGCGGCAUGGGUUAGAUGGUAGUUGGUAGCCCUCCCGGUACCGAAAACUCCCAGCCACCUGACUUACGGGAUCGGUGGUAAUAGGGGCUAUACGGGUGGGGCAAAUGAGUGGAGGCGUGAAUGGCGCUUGUAGGGAAUGCCUGGAAUUGACGAUCCUGAUAAAGUGGAAACCUAAUUUAAUUAAGGUGAAAAAUGCGAGGAAGGUGAACACUUCGGGUCUGACUGACGUAUGAGACGCCUUGCUGUUGUAGUCUGAACCCAAGAGGUAGUAAGUGCGCGAUGUGGUAGGUGAAGUGCGUCCAGUUCAAACCCAGCAAUGUCGAAGCGCCCGGGGGGUGUCCUAGUGCCUUAAACUGGAAGUGCAGGAAAGGAUCGCUAACUGGUCAUGGCGGUGUUUACAAGGCGUCACAGUUUUCAGCCAAACCCCUGCGACCAAAUACAACCGGGCUGUUCGUAAAGGCGGGGGUGGAGGGCAACACUCUGUCAAUACGACUGAUGCAGUGGAUGGAGUAUCGGUUGACACCCUAACUGAGCGUCGGUUGUCCUUUCGUACACGAUCGCACCGGACUCUACUGGAGGUCUGGAGUAAAAAGACCCAAGGCUGCAGGCAAACCGACGAAACGGAGACCCGCGCCAAUCCGCCUAGGGUAGUACCUAUGCAAUUAAUCUGAUGCAGGUAAUACUGUGCGCACAUGCAACUAGAAGCAUAAUGGGAAGCAUGAUGAAUCAUAAUCCGUUAAGGAUAAAUCUUUCGCCUUUACUAAAGAUUUCCGUGUGGGGGUGCAAUACAAUGAGUCUAUAUAGACAGUCUUGCAGCGCUUCGUUCUCGAGUCGGUUAAAGUGAAGAAGAAAGUCAUCCUGACAGGGCCUCUGUCCGUGCACACCCCAGACAUAAUGAGAACGUUAUCACAUAUACCGAAAUCGAGCCAGUAGGUACAAUUGUAGAAUCAGUGGGCAGGGCUACCAACUACCAUCCCGCCGCGGCAUGUGCAGAUGGGUCGACCUUGCACAAGCCUGGUGCGUGUAACAGAGAUUGGGUCGUGUGUGGCGCGCGUAGAUGGGCUGUGUAGCUUUGCCAACUUCUGGUCUUCUCGGUAUUGUCUUGCCACCGGAGCUAGGUGGGUGAGAGAUAGGCGAGAGUGCGGAAGAUGUUGCGCAAGUUUGCCUCACCAAAAAUUAAUCCACGAGUAAGUUAACCGGCUCUACGAUCACUCCCCGGAGGGGCAGACGGUGGACCCCGAUUUCGAGGGGCGAACUGUCAUGGAUGAAAGGCCGAUUUGCAGCGUCGGUGGGUGUCAAGUGUCCGUUGGUCUCUAAUCCCGGGUGUCGGCCGGAGCUACGAUUGUCUGAAUAAAGACAGAAGAUACCGCAAACACAGUGUCUGUUCCUUCGUCGGAUCCCGUUCGCGCUGAUUUGAACUCGAACGUCCUCAACUGCAUUUUGUAGAUGUGCUUCCGCCUUCUUAUCUGAGCCGGAUAUUACAAGUAGUUCUUGUGUGAACAAAUAAACCGAGCUAUGAAGGAGUGUCAGCAAGGGGUGGUCGUUUCCGACAUACUUGCGUCAGUAGACGGCAGCACCUCAUUUGCGUGCAGACCUAAGCCCUAGUCAGUUGGUCAUCGAGCAUUCGAGACGAGCACACUACCAGGCUGUGGGGGUACCUAUCCACAUGUCCGAAAUCCAACUCCAAUGCCAACUAUAACUCCGAAACUUACCCUUUUACCCCUAGUUCUGAUAGUAAAUCCAACCCAAACCCUAAACCCUCCUAUGAUCUAACCCAAGGGAGUAGUUAUCAGCGCGCCCUACCGCAUUAUUAUUGUUCCACUACGGUUCAGGGAGAACCAAAAGGUAGUUUUUUAGGGCUCUAGUUUGCGUCUGAAGGCUACAGGUAAUUGUCCAAACAGGAACGCCUACCUGACGACAGCAGCCCCAAACCAUUCAUAUCCACCGUAAAUUCUGCUUGUGGCUGUGCAGUGGCGACUGUCUGGCAUUUGGUCAUCGUGGAACAGUUUUCCUGGCUGUCGGUGAUCGCCCAUGAGUCGGUGUGCACCCAUUCCUGAGUGAAUAAAUGCCCGACCCGCAGCGACAGAGAGCGGCAGAUGGUGAGGCGCUGAUGAACUUCGGUCGAACUAAGUGCUUAUGACCCAUCUGUUAGACUCUGCUGGCGGACCAGGUGCUCCGGGUGCGUCUGUGCGCAUGUUUCGGCUUCAGGUGCCACCUGGUGGCCGGGAUUAUGAUUUUCCUGAUGAGGGCAAACAAACUCGAAACAAUUCCCUCUCAAUCUACCUCCCAGACUCUGUCACCUCCCCUCUGAUACAUAUGUAUAUGUAUACAUAUAGUGGGUUGCAGAAUAAAUGAACUGUUUGUGGUCCCAAAGGCCACCUCCUACGUCACUUGCCGGGUCGUCUUCUUAAGCGUUCUGGUAGAUUCGGCACCAGGAUUACGUCGUAACUACGGUAUUUCUCAUCCAUAUGCCAGUCUCUCAUCCUUUCUGUGGCUGUCGAGUCGUCCCUAGACUCUGGACUCCAAUAUGCCUGAAAAGGUAGGCAUGUCCAGACAGUACAGGGUUUAAAGCCAUCAGACGGACGUGCAUUCCCUGUCAUGUUCGUUGACGGACGUCUGCGGCGGCCCACCGGUUCCUCUUCAGCCUGGUUCGAUUUGGGCAAAUGUCACAUUGAUCUCUUUGGUUCGUGCGCCUUAAAUCACAUUUGCAUCCUGCUUGAAAAUCACUUUUUUGUCGGCUUUCAGUAGCCCGACUGUCAAUUCAUUUUAUGUGAGCGAGUGAGUGGAAUUCAAGCAAUCACUGGCGCGACGCAUCCGCAUGAUCAGAGAUAUCGCAGCUGCAGUGAUGGCAAUCAGAUCGACCUAUUUAUUCUGCCCGUAGCCGAGCCAAUCAUUCUUUCUCUUUUUUAGCUGAAGCCCCCACCGUUGCGAAGAUUGUUCACUCUGCCCACCAGUUCCUCAAAACCGGUAGGCCCUUUGGAGUCAAGGGUGAGAAUAUACUUUUUCAAUGUUUGCCUCAUUAGAUGGCGUGCGACCAACACACAGUUGUAAACUUUCAUUUCUCAAAGGAACCUCCGUCUAG